AUGGCUAUUAAUUUAGUCGUGGGAGAGUAUACUCUGAACGUAGUUAGUGCUUACGCGCCUCAGGUGGGUUUGGACAAGGAGAUUAGAAAACGAUUCUGGGAAGAUUUGGAUGGGGGUGAUUUUAACGGCCACAUUGGGAGGUCGUCUGGGGGAUACGACAGUGUGCAUGGUGGCUUCGGUUUUGGAAACAUAAACGGAGGAGGUACUUCAUUACUGGAGUACGCUAAAGCUUUUGAGCUGGUGAUCGCUAACUCGUGUUACCCGAAAAAGGCAGAGCACUUGAUAGCUUUUCGGAGUACAUGGACAAGACCCAGAUUGAUUAUCUACUUAUUCGGAAAUGUGAUAGAGGUUUAUGCACGGAUUGCAAGGGUCAUCCCGAGUGAGAAUCUUACUACCCAGCAUAUGCUUUUGAUUAUGGACUUAGAGAUCAGGUAG
Molecule: messenger RNA, 435 nt
Organism: Nicotiana tabacum (common tobacco)
Lineage: Eukaryota; Viridiplantae; Streptophyta; Magnoliopsida; Solanales; Solanaceae
Source: RefSeq, a predicted model, not a curated record